Messenger RNA from Myripristis murdjan (pinecone soldierfish), 1530 nucleotides. Its product is annotated as interferon-induced protein 44-like. The transcript has 8 exons. Gene Ontology annotation, biological process: immune response. The record is from RefSeq and is a predicted model, not a curated record. Bases 45 to 896 code for a protein of 283 amino acids. NCBI's taxonomy places the organism in Eukaryota, Metazoa, Chordata, Actinopteri, Holocentriformes, Holocentridae.
CCACCACACCCUGCACUUUCUGCCAGCUCGACAGCAGCACAGCAAUGGGAAGUUUAUUUUCCACACCUGCUUUUAGUGAGCCAUGGAGGGAAAUACCAUGGAGAGACAAAGACACAGAGCUGCAGUACGUGAGGAAUUACAAACCCAAGAGACAUGAUGUCAAGCAUCUGAGAAUGCUGGUUCAUGGUCCAGUUGGAGCUGGAAAAUCCAGUUUCAUCAACUCUGUCGACAGUGUCCUACGAGGAAGAAUCGCAGGCAGAGCUUUGGCUGCGGCAGAAGUCACUACAAGUUUCACCAAGCAGUACAAAACCUACAAAAUCCCAAAAGGACAGCCUGGAGAAUUUUACCCUUUUGUCCUCAAUGACACUAUGGGUCUUGAGAUGAACGAGGACAGAGGAGUCCAUGCAGAGGACAUCAAACUGGCCUUGAAGGGACAUGUGACAGACGGUUACCCGUUCAAUCCUGCAUCUAAGCUGUCAUCUGACAGUCUGUAUUACAACGCAGAACCAACUAAGAAUGACAAAGUUCAUGUUCUGGUGUGUGUUGUGCCUGCUGACAAAGUGGCUCUAAUGACUAAAGAUGAUGUGAGGAAGAUGACGGACAUCAGAGAGACGGCCAGUGAGCUGGGAAUUCCCCAGCUGGCCGUCAUCACCAAAAUUGAUUUAGCCUGCCCAGAGAUCCACAAAGAUCUGAAGAAUGUCUAUAAGAGCAAGUACCUGAAGGACAAAAUGCAGAAAUUCAGUGAUUUUGCUGGAAUUCCAAUGAACUGCAUCUUUCCUGUGAAGAACUACAGUGAAGAAAUCAACAUAAAGAAUGAAGUCGAUUCUUUGAUUCUGAGCGUCCUGAGACGGAUCAUCGACUUUGGAGAAGACUUCAUCAGCGACAUGGAAACCUAAGUCACUUUCAUUUCGCUUUCAGAGAUGUUCGUGGCAUUGUAGAAACAACAUAAUCCUGCUGACAUGAAUGAAUGGAUUUCCUAACAAAAUGAACUCAAAAAUAUUUUUAUAACAAGAUUCUACAUGUUGAAGUUACAAUCAUUUUUAGCUCUUCUGCAUUUUUAUUGACUGUAGUGACUGCAGCAGCUUCGUCAUGUGUUUCAUGAGAUUCUUUUGGGGAAAAUAUUUGAAAUCUUACAUUUUGGCUAAUCUUGUAAUAGCAGGUAAACUGAGAAAAGCUACCAGCCAGAAAUCUUUGUUACCAAUCAUAAAACUGCAUUAUGCCUCAUUUACAGGCUGUGCUUUUGAGCUUCAUGUUUUAUUCGGGAUGUCAGUGCUUCUCUUCUACCAAGAACACUGAUCUCUGCCACUUUUCUCUUCAACUUCAUGUUUUCUUUUUUCAGGCUUAACGCUGGAAAUAUGUCACCAUAUAUCUGCAACCUGCAAUUUUCAAUUUUUUUUCGAGAUUGCAGAAAAAAUAAUAAAAACUUUCAAUAUUGCAGGCAAAAAAAAAAAAUCCAGGUAUUUUUGUCCUUUUCCACCCAAUCUGGCUUGUAAUAGGUCCAAUAAAGAAUAAAGAUGAUUAUAAACAGUU